AUGUCCUCCAAGCCCUCUACAGCCUCAACUUUUAAAGUACACGGACCGUUAAGACUAACCUCUCCCCGCCAGCAACCUCGUCCGACCCCCUAUAACCAGGGCUAUCUGCCUAACGGCGCUAGCGGCCCGGUUCCUGGCGCCACCCCUCUGCUUCCGAACCAAGGCCGUGUUAUCCAGAGCGGUCCCAUCAGAGUACUCUGCAUUGCCGAUGUGCGAGGCAACCUCCGCUCCCUCAACGACCUCGCCCGCUCGGCUCGUGCGGACUACAUCAUCCACACCGGCGAUUUCGGCUUCUACGACGAGACAUCCCUCGAGCGCAUUGCUGAAAAGACCUUGAAGCAUGUCGCCCAAUACUCCCCCCUCAUCGCGGACGCCACCAAGAAGGCCAUCGUGCAAGGCGCCCAGGGCACUGUAAAGGGCCGGUUUCCGCCAAGCGAACUGCCGCUAUCGGAACUGCCACAACUUAUCAGGGGAGAGCUGAAGCUCGAGGUACCCGUCUACACGGUAUGGGGCGCCUGUGAGGAUGUGCGGGUGCUGGAGAAGUUCCGAUCCAAGGAGUACAAGGUUCCCAACCUUUUCAUCAUCGACGAGGCACAGUCUAUGUUGCUGGAAAUUGGCGGUGUGAAGCUCCGGCUUCUCGGAUUGGGCGGCGCCGUCGUUAUGCACAAGCUCUUUGACAACGGCGAGGGACGGACGACGAUUGCUGGCGGCCAGGGUACCAUGUGGACAACUUUGUUGCAGAUGGGCGAACUCGUUGACACGGCAAACCGCGUUUACGAUCCCACCGAGACUCGCAUCUUCAUUACGCACGCGUCCCCCGCGCGCGAGGGCAUCCUGAACCAACUGUCGGUGACUCUGAAAGCCGACUUCUCCAUCUCCGCCGGGUUGCAUUUCAGGUAUGGAAGCUCGUACAACGAGUUCAGUGUUAACCCUACCCUGGAUCAUUACCGCGGCAAGCUCGCCGCCUCCAAGGCGUCCUUCAACGAUGUUUGGGACACGGUCAAGGCUGAAGUCGAGCCGGCGAUCAGCCAAGUUGAAGCCCAACAGACCCUGUUGAAAAAUGCUCUGGCAGUGGUUGAGAAGAUGCCUACCACUGCGGCAGGUGGGAACCCAUUUGGCGGCACGCCUGCGGGCCAGUCUCCCGCAGCGCUCGGCCAAAUUGACGAGAGCGCCUUCAAAAACAUGUGGAACUUCAACCUCGCAGAUGCUGCCUUUGGCUGGCUUGUCCUAGAAAUCCAGGACGGCAGAAUAGGAACCGAGAUGAGGGCUCAGGGAUUCAACUUCUCUCACCGUGGCGCGAAGCAGCAGCCUGGUGUCCAACCUGCACCCAUCGCUUCCGGCAGCAGCCCGGUCAUCCACACAGGCCCUUCUGCACCGCCGGCCGCCAGUCCCGUCACCCAGCCGAAGGUCGCCGCCCCUGUGCCCGCACCAGCCCCCGCACAAACGAAGCCAGCCACGCCCCAGCCCCCGCCGGCUGCUUCACCGGCGCCUCGGGAGGAGAAAGCGGCACCGGCUUCCGCCAACGGCGCUGCCAGCGCACCCGAUGCAGCCCCAGCCCCCAAGAAUCCGGCUGACAACAUCAUCGGUCUCUUCGUUAUGAACGCACAGAGCGAUGACCAAGUCAGAGACUUGUUCUCCGAAGAGGAUAAGCCCAAGAUCACCAAAAUUGAACGGUGGGGCGUUAACAACAAGGUGGCCCAGUUCAAAACGGUCGAAGACCGGGACGCUGCCAUGGAGCGUCUUCCCGACGACGUCAAGAAUCGCCCCUCUGGUCAGGAGGACCGCUCCAGGCCGCUAGUCAAGAUCUUCUCGCCUCCUCCGCCGCGCCAGCAAUUCUCACGUGGUGGCGCUGGCAACUGGGGUAGUAGCCGUGGCGGCAGAGAUGGCAGCAACUCGCAGAGCGGCUACCGCAGUGCCGGCGGCGGAGGUGCUAGUGACAGCGAAGGUGCCGGGCGCCGCGGUGGCCGCGGUGGCCGUGGCGGUCGCGGCGGCGAGCGUGGGCGGGGAAGGGGCCCGCGAGGCGGCGCCAAGAAUGAGGGCGCUGGGUCUGCUCCUCCGGUUGACUCCUAG
Molecule: messenger RNA, 2070 nt
Organism: Chaetomium globosum CBS 148.51
Lineage: Eukaryota; Fungi; Ascomycota; Sordariomycetes; Sordariales; Chaetomiaceae
Exons: 3
Coding region: 1-2070 (689 amino acids)
Source: RefSeq, a predicted model, not a curated record